Cariama cristata (Red-legged seriema) is the source of this 1137-nucleotide messenger RNA. RefSeq names its product xylulokinase homolog (H. influenzae) (gene XYLB). Lineage: Eukaryota; Metazoa; Chordata; Aves; Cariamiformes; Cariamidae. The record is from RefSeq and is a predicted model, not a curated record. Gene Ontology annotation, biological process: D-xylose metabolic process; xylulose metabolic process. Gene Ontology annotation, molecular function: D-xylulokinase activity. The annotation marks the transcript as partial. The transcript is spliced from 13 exons. Gene Ontology annotation, cellular component: cytosol.
CUGAAAGUCAUUGCUAUUGAUGAACAACUGAGAGUCAUUUAUGAGGAUAAUGUUCACUUUGAUAAAGACCUUCCGGAAUUUAAGACUCAAGGUGGAGUCUAUAUUCACGGUGACAGACUGACAGUGACUUCUCCUGUGCUAAUGUGGGUCAAGGCUCUGGACAUGAUUUUGGAAAAGAUGAAGUCUUCAGGCUUUAACUUCUCUCAAGUCAGAGCUUUAUCUGGUGCUGGCCAGCAACAUGGGAGUGUGUACUGGAAAAAAGGAAGCAUCCAAGUUUUAAAGAAUGCAGCACCUGAACUGCCUUUACAUCAGUCAUUGAAGGCUUGUUUUUCUGUCAGUAACAGCCCAAUCUGGAUGGAUUCUAGCACAGCUUCCCAGUGCAGCACUCUGGAGAAAGCCGUGGGGGGAGCACAGCACCUAGCGAGUAUCACUGGUUCUCGAGCCUAUGAGCGUUUUACAGGAAACCAGAUAGCAAAGAUUUACAGCCAGAAUCCUGAGGUCUACAUGCAAACAGAGAGAAUCUCUUUGGUUAGUAGUUUUGCAGCUUCCCUUUUCCUAGGAGCUUAUGCACCCAUUGAUUACAGUGAUGGUUCUGGUAUGAACUUGCUGCAGAUUUGGGAAAAGGUAUGGUCAGUGUCCUGCCUUGAGGCUUGUGCACCUGGAUUAGAAGAGAAACUAGGAUGCCCUGUACCAUCCCAUUCAGUCCUGGGGCCCAUUUCUCCAUAUUAUAGUCAGCGUUAUGGGUUUAGCCCAGAUUGUAAAAUAGUAGCGUUUACAGGAGACAAUCCAGCAUCAUUGGCAGGGAUGAGACUUCAAGAAGGAGAUAUUGCAAUUAGCCUUGGCACAAGUGACACAUUGUUUCUGUGGAUCCAAGAACCAACUCCUGCCUUAGAAGGUCACAUCCUCUGCAAUCCUGUUGAUUCUCAAACAUACAUGGCACUUUUAUGUUUUAAGAAUGGCUCUCUGAUGAGAGAGAGGAUCAGAGAUGACUGUGCUUCAGGCUCCUGGGAUGAGUUCUCCAAAGCCUUAUCAUCUACUGUUGCUGGAAACAAUGGAAACUUGGGUUUCUACUUUGAUGUGAUGGAAAUUACUCCUGAAGCAGUUGGGAUUCACAGAUUCAACAGAGACAACCAGAAG